AGAAAAGUCCACUCGGUGCAAAGGGACACAAGGAACGCGCCGGCAUACAGGGUGAGCGCGCAGGUCGCAUGCCUCCACACUCAAUGGAGUCGGGAACGCCCGUUCCGUCACCUUCUACUUCCUAAACGUACCGGCCAAGGGCGAGGGUAAUCUCGGAGGUCCCCCAGAUUUCGCAGACUUCGGGACUAUAUAAGGUCGUCGUCCCCUGUCUCCUUCGACAGCUCCUCAGCCAUGCGUUCUGCUAUGCUCUCGUUCUGCUACUGCGCUCUUCUCCUUGCCAGGCUGACCUCGUCUGCUCCAGCGGCAAGCGGCAGUGGCUCCGAAGCUGCGUCGUCUACGGCGGUGACUACUGCGACCGCAUCGUCCGCCGCUGUGACGACCUCGUCGACGACGAGCCUGCAGACGCUCCCGAGCAGCUUUCCGCCGGAGACGGCGACGGUCGCGCCCGUUUCGUCGGACCCUAACGAAGUCAUCACCGGCGACGAGCCCAUUCGUGGCCAUCUUGGAGCCGACAUUCAAGGGCCUGUCAAUGAGGAGAUCGACCUCCAGAACCCCGACCUACUUGCUCCUCCAAGCACGGACCACGGCAGCUUUGACAACGCAAAGUGGCCGUUCUCGCUGUCGCACAACCGCCUCCAGACUGGCGGCUGGGCUCGUCAGCAGAAUAUUGGUGACAUGCCCCUCGCGACCGAAAUGGCGGGUGUCAACAUGAGGCUACUUCCUGGUGCCGUCAGGGAGCUUCACUGGCAUAAGACCGCUGAAUGGGCAUAUGUCCUCAAGGGCACGACGCAGGUUUCUUCCGUCGAUCAGGACGGUCGCAACUACCUUGCGAGCGUCAAGGCGGGUGACCUGUGGUAUUUCCCGCCUGGUAUCCCGCACAGCCUGCAGGCUACCGGCGACGACCCCGACGGCUCCGAGUUCCUUCUCAUCUUCGACGAUGGGGAUUUCUCCGAAGACAGCACCUUCUUGCUGACUGACUGGCUCGCGCACACGCCUAUGGAGGUCAUCCAGCGCAACUUCCAGGCACUCGGCAAGGAUGACUUCUUCUCCCUGCCCUCUCAGGAGCUCUACAUCUUCCCCGCCGGCUACGUCCCCAAGGACAGCGACACCGCUCCCGAGAGCCCGCAAGGAACGGUCCCCCUGCCCUUCAGCUUCGCGCUCUCGGAGAUGGAGCCCACGAAGCUGAACGGUGGCUCGGUCAAGAUCGUCGACUCGACGGUCUUCAACAUCUCCAAGACGAUCGCCGUCGCCGAGGUCACCGUUCAGCCGGGCGCGAUCCGCGAGAUGCACUGGCACCCGACGCAGGACGAGUGGACGUUCUUCCUCGAGGGCGAGGCGCGCGUGACGAUCUUCGCCGCGCAGUCCAAUGCGCGCACGUUCAACUACCAGCCCGGCGACAUCGCGUACGUGCCCACCGCUAUGGGCCACUACGUCGAGAACAUCGGCAACACGACGCUGAAGUACCUUGAGAUCUUCAAGACCGACAAGUUCGCGGACGUCAGCCUGAGCCAGUGGCUGGCGCUCACGCCGCCCGAGCUCGUGAAGGCCCACUUAGGCAUUAGCGACGAGACCGUCGGCCGCUUCAGCAAGACGAAGCCGGUCGUUGUCGCGGAUUAGAUUAGGAGAUGGGUGUUGGAUGUGAUAGGAGAACGUCGGAAUAGCGACAAGACAUUUUUUUCGACGACGCAUAUAUACGAGCUCUUACGAAUGGACAAUAUCUUGUUGCACGAUAUCGAGCGUAAUCCCUGGAGUCUGUUUGUGGCCUGGACGCAACGGGGAUCGCAGGUAGGCGAGCAGUGAUUAGUUAUAUUGAGCAUCUACCGAGCGCCGUAAUGGGCCGUUGCGACGCAAAAAGGCACGCAUAGUCCUCCAAACGGGCCCCAAUCGAGUCGCUCAGGUGCUGACAGUUUAAGCACA
Messenger RNA from Schizophyllum commune H4-8, 1917 nucleotides. RefSeq names its product oxalate oxidase. The record is from RefSeq and is a predicted model, not a curated record. Gene Ontology annotation, biological process: oxalate metabolic process. The coding region runs from base 232 to 1617 and encodes 461 amino acids. NCBI's taxonomy places the organism in Eukaryota, Fungi, Basidiomycota, Agaricomycetes, Agaricales, Schizophyllaceae. The transcript has 17 exons.